CCAUUCGCUAGCUCCACGGCCAUCGUUCGACGGACUCAUUCGCAUUCCGUACGUCAAACGCUCGCUACCACUACACCAAGACGUGGCCCCCGCCGACUGAACGCCCAACGAAAAACCAUUUUUUCUUUCAAUCAGUUUCUUUUUAGACUUCAAAAUUAGCGAAUCAAGCAUGUCACGGAAAACGGCAGUGAGGAGGGCAACCACAAAGAAACGAGCGCAGCGCGCCACGUCAAAUGUGUUUGCCAUGUUUGGGCAAGCACAAAUACAAGAGUUUAAGGAAGCAUUUAAUUUGAUAGAUCAAAAUCGGGACGGAUUUAUCGACAAAGAAGAUUUACAUGAUAUGCUAGCUUCUUUAGGCAAAGAUCCGACUGAUGAUUAUUUGGAAGGUAUGAUGAAUGAUGCGCCUGGCCCAAUUAAUUUCACAAUGUUUUUGACAUUAUUUGGAGAAAGGCUUCAAGGUACAGAUCCUGAAGAUGUAAUAAAAAACGCCUUUGGUUGUUUUGACGAAAACAAUGAAGGCGUAAUCAAUGAAGAACGUCUAAGAGAACUUUUAGUUACUAUGGGAGAUAGGUUCACAGAUGAAGACGUUGAUGAAAUGUAUCGGGAAGCUCCCAUUUCCAAAGGUAUGUUCAACUACAUAGAAUUCACACGUAUUUUGAAGCACGGUGCAAAAGAGAAGGAUGAAGUGUAACUUUAUAAAGUUAAUAUACUACUUUAUUAUAAAAAA
Myzus persicae (green peach aphid) is the source of this 727-nucleotide messenger RNA. It is a transcript of the gene sqh, whose product is annotated as myosin regulatory light chain sqh. The transcript is spliced from 4 exons. The record is from RefSeq and is a predicted model, not a curated record. Gene Ontology annotation, molecular function: myosin heavy chain binding; calcium ion binding. NCBI's taxonomy places the organism in Eukaryota, Metazoa, Arthropoda, Insecta, Hemiptera, Aphididae. The coding region runs from base 170 to 691 and encodes 173 amino acids. Gene Ontology annotation, cellular component: myosin II complex; cytoplasm. Gene Ontology annotation, biological process: post-embryonic development; locomotion.